Messenger RNA from Mytilus trossulus (common blue mussel), 6407 nucleotides. RefSeq lists its product as uncharacterized. Lineage: Eukaryota; Metazoa; Mollusca; Bivalvia; Mytilida; Mytilidae. The coding region runs from base 1 to 6207 and encodes 2068 amino acids. Gene Ontology annotation, molecular function: protein binding. The record is from RefSeq and is a predicted model, not a curated record. The transcript has 5 exons.
AUGGCUAAUAAAGAGAGGGAGAAUUUCUAUAGAGGAUCUACACUUAUAGUAGAUAACACCAAGACAUCAUUUGUGGAUCUUCUACAACUCCAUUUAUUGACCGGUCCGUUGAUAGAUCUUCAGUCAUGGAAGGUUAUGUUUAACCUCCCCGAGUUACCCUGUCCACUUCAUCGAAUUGUCCCAAGUGAUUUGGUUUGCACCGUAUCAGCGUCUCGUGUUAUUGAUGUAAGAAACCUUCGCGAUCAACUAACCAAAGUUCUUAUAGAGCAGUGUUGUCCACUCAGACAAACAAUCGAAAAACUAAUCCUCAUCAGAAAUAAGGUCCAAGGGCAUGCAAGUGAUGGAAGAAUAUCAGAAGCUGAUUACGGAGGAUAUGAAGUGGACAUUACAUUAGGAAUUAUGGAAAUUGCCAAAGUUUGUAAAAAUGAAGCCGCGACCAAACAGUCUCUUUCAGACGUAAACAAACGUUCACUGGAUGAAACCUUAUGUAUUCAGUACCAGAAUAUGUUGUUGGAGCAGAUCCAGAAGGAAAAACGAUUAGAAGAGAAAAUAGACGACAUUGCAGUGCAAAUACCAACACAGAUAGAACUAUCUCUCAACAAUGCCUUACGUAAUACCAUACCAGACAUUGUGGAACAAUCUGUGCAAUCAGCACUAAAAAAGAUAUAUGACCCAAAUUCAAAGCUGACAAUUGACAAACAGAGAAGUAAAUCAAAACUUUUAGAAGAUACAUUAACAUUGAUUAAGUGUCACUCAUCAGAAGACACAUUUGUUGAAACAAAUGUAAUAGCCAUUGCCCUGAAUUCGCUAGAGGAUAAAGGCGUAAUAGUGCUCACUGGAACAGCUGGAACUGGUAAAUCCCGUAAUAGUUUAGAAAUACUACGUAAGUUUUCGGCUGCUCAUGACGGGUACUGUGGAAUUAAAUUAAAUAACAUUUCCGAAUGGAUUGAAAUUAUCAAUGACAAAGAUUGUUUAAUUGUAUUACUUGAUGAUGUAUUUGGAAGGACUAAUUGCAUUUUCAAUGCAGAAGAAGAAACGGUUUUUGAUAGUAUAUACUCGAUGGUUGCAAAAGGUUGUGUAAAGGUUAUAUGUACAAUGCGAAACACAAUUCAAUCGGACAACCAAGUUUCUGAUAUCAUAGAUAGGAAUCGAAUAUUUAAACAGUCGAGAUUUAUUGAUUUAAGUUUGGUAGAACAUAAUUUAAACAGGGAACAAAGGAGGGAAUGUCUGAUAAAAUACUGUAAGCUGUAUAAUAUAUGUGUAUCAAACACAAAACAAUUCUAUGCUGACAAAGAAGUUGUAGAUCCGUCGGUGCCUAUCUAUCUAAGGGAACAUGACAUAUAUGAAAUAUCUAACAUAGAUAUUAACCCGCUGAUGGGUUAUCCUGAAUCAUGCUUCCUUUUUGCGUCAAAUAAAAAAUUUGCUCGUCUAGGCGUAGGAUUUUUCAAACACCCUACAAAAUCACUUUGUAAUGAGUUAGAAAGCCUUCGACAUGUUGGAAAUAGUAAUCAAAAGGAAGCUUUGCAGUACACUAUUUUAGUAUAUAUGGCCUUAAACGAAGACUGUUUAGACCUUCGUGACAUAAACAUACAAAAAUUUAACAAGGUACACGAAUUAUUAUAUCAUAAAAAGGAAUUUACUACAAAAUAUAUUCGCCGUGGAUUAGGACAGCUGACCAUGAGGUAUCUAAGGAUAAAUCCUAAUGGUACAUAUUCAUUCCAACAUCGUAGUAUAUUUGAAGGAGUUCUGUUGUCUUAUAAUGAUAUAGAUACCGAAUCGUUAAUACCUUUAUUUCAUAUCGAUUUUAUCUUGGAAAUGUGUAGGCUUGAUACAUUCAGUCUACCAUCUGGAGUGGAAAAAGAAGUAACCAUGUUAUUUGAUAAAGGCAUGUAUAAAAUGUUGGCCAAAAAAAUUAUCACUGAAUUAAGGAAAAACGAUUCAAAAGAAUCAUUCAUGGCAAAACUCUGCUCAUCUAGAAUUAUACGAAAUGCAGACGAAUAUUUCAUUGAAGAGCUUUACAAAGAAUAUGAAUUAACCAAAUGCGCCAUUUCCUGUACAGUAAGUUAUUUGGAUUUGGACGAAGAGCAUGAAAGAUACGCAUUUAAAUAUGAUCACAUUUACACUCCAUCUAAGCGGACAUCCGUAUCAUUUCUUACACUAUUGUUUAAAUAUUCGAUAAAAUAUAUAGACAAUGAUGAUGCAAUGCGCCAUAUUCUUAAAUUAAUGCAACAUGGUGUGGUUGUACAGAAAAAUAUUUACAUAAACAAAAGUCACGAAAUUUGUUUUACUGAAGCUAUGUUACAAUCAUGUGCAUACUUUAAUAAGCCAAGAUUAAACAUGUUAUGGGCUUUCAUGUUGAGGAACAUGGUACGAUUUGAUAGAGAAACGAUACUUCAUUUUAGGUUUGGUUCCAAUAGAAAAAUGAAAGUUUUAGCUUUAAAACUGUUAUCGUCUACUGUGGGAACAUCUCGGCUGAUUAACAGCAACGAUAUAUUUGCAAAGGCUAUUGAAAUUAAUAACACGGAUUUAAUUAAAACCAUUUUUAGACAACAAGACACUUCGAAAAUCGACAUUCCGUUAGCUUUGUACAAUGCAUGUGCAUAUGGAGCCGUAUCCAUUGUUCAGUGGUUUAUCAGAAACUUUCAAACAGAAGAAUUUGACAUUGAAAAGGCGCUUCUUGUAUCAUCCCAGGGUUUCAUCGAUCAUCCCGUUGCAAGUAGAUCAUAUUAUUAUGGUAGGACAAGUGACACUCGAAAUGUAGUUAUAUUUUUGUUGCAGAAUUUUAGGGCUAAAAUAAACAAUUUAGACACUGUAAUGGACAUAGCAUUGUCUCUUUCUCGGUUUAAUAUAUGCAAAAUUUUGAUGGAACAAACAUCAGAUUAUUUUGAUGCGAAAGCAAUAUUGAAACAAAUAUCACAUAAUGAACAAUGUUAUACAAGUAGUCAAUGUUGGACAUUUGUUAAGUAUCUUGUAUCCGUGUAUUCAUGUUUAAAUGUAGAUGUUCUAUUGGAAAUGGCUAAACAUAAUAAGAAUUUUGAAAUGGUCAGGUGGAUUAUGAGUAUAUCAGAUAAUGAAAUAUUUUAUAUUGCAUGGAAAAAACACAAGUGGAUACACAGAGAAAUUUGUGCAUUGCAAUUAAUACAUGAUAGUGAAUUUUACAAGACUUUAGAUGAAACUUCAAUAAUAAAUGAAGAGUUAAGAUACGGAAGCAAUACAUGCCUACAGUUUUUGUUCGACAAUUACGAUGUGAGUAGAGCUGAACAUAUAAUCGUUGAAAGGGUAUGCGCAUAUGGUGACACGAAUCUAUUGCAGACGAUAUUUAGAAUUUUCAGCAAAUUACCCAUAAACCACGCCAUGAACAUCGCAGUUAGAAAAAAGAAUUUAGAAGUAGUUCAAUGGCUAUGUUCAAACUUUGAUAUUAAACUACUGAAUUUUGAAUCUAUAAUAAAAGAAGCGAUUUCUGUUGAUGCAAUCUCAAUAGUAAGAUACUUCACCGAGAUAAUAGAUAGAAGAUAUUUCCAUUCAAAGGACAUUCUUUUGGCUAUUGAUCGCUAUACAAUAUCUUCUUAUUUUAAACGAACAUUAAAUAAAGAAGAUGACCGUAUAAUCAUAUUCAAAUGGUUCCUUGAAGAUACGAACAAUAGAUAUAGAAUAAAUGAUAUCUUGAAGUUGACUCGUAUGAAAAACAAGAAAUAUACGCAAAUAAUAUUUCAGAAUUGCAAUACCGAGUUUUUACAUUUAAAUAUAGCUUUAACAGCUGUAAUAAGGUCAAAAGACUUUGAUUCACUCAAGUUUUUGUUAGACAAUUAUGACGUUACCGCCUUUGAUAUGCAUUUGAUCAUGAAACAUAUCUGGACAUCAUUUGACGACAAAAGUCAUGCUGAUGAAAGAACGAAGUGGUUGCUAGGAAAAUUUGAUCCAAUUUUGUUUGAUAUAACAUACAUAGUAAAAAUGGCAUGUCACAAUGACAAUUUGUCAUUUUUUCAGUGGUUGUAUCGCUCAUAUGGAUUAGCAAAUCUAUCAUUGGAAACAUUAGUUAAACAUGCAUGCGAACAUGGUGCUAUUCGCAUACUUCAAUGGAUAACUGAAAGGAUCUCGCAUGCAAUAGACCAUAGAAAAGUUUUACAUGACGCUGUUUAUUUACCUAAGUCAACUGUUAUAUUCUUUAUUCAAAAUUUUGGACUAGAUAAAUCUGACAUUGAAAAGAUAUGCACACUACAAUGGGGAGACAAGAAACGUCGCUUAGAGUUUAAAUUAUGCAUUUUUGAAACAUAUGGACUUGAUUUAAUCGACGUGAAAUCAGUUUUUAAUAGUGUUUGUCUAUUCAGUUCAGUGCAGGAAGUCAAGUGGUUUAUUAGCAAAGUUGACAAAAGUCUUCUUGAUUUCCAUUCAGCCAUUAAGGAAGCACUGCGAGGAAACAGUGAUGAAACGUUUACGAUUUUAUUUGAAUUCAUAAAUAAGGAUGACAAACACGAAGUCGAUUUGAUUUUUAUUGAAGCCUGCCGCUUUGGUAAUUUGCUACCUGUAACAUUACUUCAUGACAAGUACGGUGUAUAUCUUAGCAUAUCUGUAGCAAUCCAUGAACUUUGUCAAAACAAGAGUUUAACACAGAAGCAUUUUGAUGUCAUUAAAUUUCUUAAUAAGUUUUCUUCACCAAGUAUCCUCGACUGCCAAAGACUAAUGAACUGGGCAUGUAAAGCUCACGACAUAAAGAUUAUUGAGUGGUUGUUAGACUUCUUUGACCCUGAUAUUUUUGAAAUAUGUUCAUCAAUAUAUCAUGCAUUUGACACCUAUUUCACAACAACCGAUAUAAAACUAUAUUGCAUAGCUAUAACAUUGAUGCUCGUACAUAGAUGUCAAUGGGUUUCGUCGGAAAUACAAGCUGUAAUGGAAACAGUAUGCCAAAAAGAAAUUAUAUUGUUAAUGGCAAUGUUAGUCAGAGACUUUGGUUCGGGUUCGUUUGACUUUCAGAGAAUCGUCAGCAUUUUAUUGAAUCCAAUGAAAAAGGACAUGUUUUUAUUCGCCUUAUCCAAAUCUUAUACCAUGAAUAUUGAUCUGCAGAACGUAUUUGUAAGUGCUUGUCAAAAUAGCGAAUUUGAAAUAAUAGGGUUAAUUAUAUUCCUCAUAAUGGAUUUUGGACUAGAUAAUGUUGAUAUUCAAAGUUCAAUACAUGCUAUCUUGGAAAUUCCUAAUAGACAAGAUUUUGCAAAUAAAAUUAUCAAAUUGUUGCUACAGUGUCAAGAAUAUAAUUACAGCAAAUCAAUCAACAUUAUGUCAGUCAUAAAAAAGAGCUAUGCGUCUUGUUCCAAAAGCAGUAUAUCGAAGACCAAUGAUUUAGUUAUAUGGAUUCUGAGAAGUUGCAGACAUGCCUUGAUAGAUAUGCCAGAGACUAUGCUUGAAAUAUGUAAAAAUGGGGAUAUUGAGAGCAUGAAUUUCUUGCUGCAUACAUGCGACUACGGAAAUCUUAUCAAUGCAUCGUGUAUUCAAACUACAUUUGCCAGUGGGUCAAUUGAAUUGAUAGAAAUGAUGAUAAAAGAUUUUCCUGACAUACAUUUUAACAAAAAGGUCGCUAUGAAUAAAGCUUCAUCAAGAGGAGAUAUUUCAGUCGUGAUUUGGCUAUUUUAUAAAUAUUCUAUCAAGCCGAAUCGGUUUCCAUUCUUGGAACCUAGCUUAGAUGUGGAACUAGCCCGAUCUACUUUCGACUUGAAUGCCGCUAUGCAGAAUGCCUGUAAAAAUGGUAACACAGAUGUCGUACAAUGGCUACUUCAACUUUAUUAUUAUGAAACGUUUCACAUGAAAUUAACUCUAAUUGAAACAAGUGCGAGUGGAAACGCUGAUUUAGUACAAUGGAUGCUAGCAGUAUAUGAUAACGACAUUUUCGAUAUUGAGACUUCUUUUAAUACUGCCUGUAAACAUGGAAAAAUUAGAGUCCUUGAAUUCUUAAUUGAAAAAUUUGGCAAACCUGCUUUUGAUAUAGAUGCUGUAACUACAGAAGCAUGCGGAAGCGGAAACAUUGUGAUCGUAGAAUGGAUUCAUAAAACAUUUGAUCGCAAAUUAUAUAAUAUAAAAUCUGCCAUGUUGAUGGCAUGCGUAAAUAACAGAAGUAAGGUUGUUCGUUGGAUACUUAAGACAUUUGACCAUAGUUACUUUAAUAUGCAAAUGGCGACAAUCGUUGCCAAUGAGUGGGGUAGAAUUGAACUUUUUUAAAAACCCAAAUGUUCAUACAUUUUAAAGUACAUGUAAAUGACACACAAAUGUGUUUAUUAACGUUCAAAAACGAUAUCAUAACAUAGAAGAGACCAUUACGUUUGGUACAAACGUUCUGUUAGUGCAAUAAAAUGGAUAAACCGACAGUAUGUCAAACUGUAUAAUUUACUUACAUUGCAAUCAAAAUAAAUAUCAUUUCG